Molecule: messenger RNA, 3612 nt
Organism: Alligator mississippiensis (American alligator)
Lineage: Eukaryota; Metazoa; Chordata; Crocodylia; Alligatoridae
Gene: KDF1
Product: keratinocyte differentiation factor 1
Exons: 4
Coding region: 261-1517 (418 amino acids)
Biological process (GO): keratinocyte development; regulation of epidermal cell division
Cellular component (GO): cell junction
Source: RefSeq, a predicted model, not a curated record
CCAGGCCCGGGGACCCCCCCCUCCCCCCCCGCUGCGGCUCGAGGCCUCCCGGCCCCCGGGGCAGCAUCGGGCCCCGGCCGGGCCCAGCCCGCAGGCUGUCGGGGCAGAGAAGGGGCCGGAAAUCCCGAGAGCCCGAGCCCCCCCUGGUCCCCCCGCCUCCAGACGCCCGCUUCCGCUCCCGCGGCGACCCCGGGGCACAUGCCCCGCGUCCCCCGCCCGCUCUCGCUGCCCCACGCGCGUGGUGUCUGAGGUGGGCAGCCAUGUGGGGAAGGCGAGCAGGACACCCUCAAGAAUUAAGCAGCAAGUACCCGAUGAACCUGUUGCACCAGGAUGCUGUGCCCCAAAGGUGCAACCCGUCCAAGGACAGUGACAUCAGUCUGGAAGUGUUUAGUGGCUCAACCCCUGAACUCAAGCAGAGCCAUAAAGCAGCUCAGCAAGCACGGGGCAGGAAAGCCCGCAAAGCUGACUCCAGGGACUCCAAUGGGAGGGAGACGGAAACAAUUUCCUUUAUCUCUGGCAGUGCAGAGGCUCCGCAGGCCCAGAGCUCUUGCUGUUCCUCUUUGUCUCAGGCCUGGAGCACCUACAAAGCUGUCUUCUGCUGUAUAGUGACCUGUGGGGGCUGCUUUCAGGACUGCAGCGUUCGUAUCCCCUACACCGGACAUGCUGAGAUUUUGGUAGAUGAUGGGAAGAACAGAGAGUAUAACGGACGGCUGUCUAACAGUAGUCCUGUCAACCUGUCCCCCACUGAAAAGAAUGGGAACCCAAGCAGGAAGCCUGUUAUGGGGAGCAGCUUCAGUUACCCAGAUGUGAAACUGAAGGGUAUCCCUGUCUAUCCCAAUCGGAGCCCCAGCCACCAACUAGAAGCAGAUUCAUGCUACAAGGAGCCCCUACCGGAGAAGACCUUCAGGAACAGCAUAGAAAAGCCACCGCUCCCUGGCAGCCAGCGGAGCUCUGAGGAGUAUUACUCCUUCCACGAGUCUGACCUGGACCUCAGCGAGAUGAGCAGCUCCAUGUCCAGCAGGGAGAUUGAUGUCUUGAUCUUCAAGAAACUGACGGAGCUGUUCAGCGUCCAUCAGAUCGAUGAGCUGGCCAAGUGCACGUCGGACACAGUCUUCCUGGAGAAGACUAACAAGAUCUCAGACCUCAUCAACAGCAUCACUCAGGAUUACAACCUGGAUGAGCAGGAUGCGGAGUGCAGGCUGGUCCGAGGCAUCAUACGCAUCAGCACCCGGAAAAGCAGGGUCCGGCCACACGUUUGUAUCCCUGCGACCCAGAGCCACGAGGCGAGGACAAGCAGAGGCAACCCACCAGACAGCGGCAACGAAACCAUGCCGGAGUCCAUAGUCAUCAGCCAAGACGAUUUGGCUGUGCAGAUAUCAGAGGAAACAGCAGCAGAUGUCAUAGCCAGGAACAUGAGGCGGCACAGCGCUGCAGGAUCUCCAACAAGCAGAGAUUCCUCCUUCCAGGACACAGAGACUGACUCAUCCGGGGCACCUCUGCUUCAGGUUUACUGUUAGGUAAAUGGACCGAAGCGGCGUGCUGUGAGCGCAGAGGUUGCAGAGUCUUAUUGCACAUGGAGUUCCUCGUCCUUUUAACACAAAAUAUGCUGUGCCACUUUAUUUUUUCAAUUACUUUUCCUUGCUUCACACCUAACUUGCUCCUUGGCCUGUGGGUCAUGUUGGAGGUUUUUGGACUGUAACAUAACCCUAAGGAAAUGGACUGUGAAACUAGUGAGCAGCAAAGGAAUCUGUUGUGCCUUUGUGAGAGCUUGAAAUUUUAUUUCCACUCUCAGAGUUCAGCUUAGCUCCCAAAGGAUCUCUGUUGUCUGACAGUUGCUCAGCUCUGAGUAUAAGCUGUAUAGUUUUUACUCUUCUGGCACUGCAGGCGUUAUGUAGCUUUUCCUUUCACCACUCCCCCGCCCCAGCAGUAUCUUUGCAUUUAUAGCAGUUUUGUUGAGGGGGACUAUCUCAGGAAGGAGAGAGGGUCGUUUAGUCUCCACAGUUCAUUUAGUGCUUGGUCUCUUUAUGGAGGCGGCUGAUAAAGCAACCAAAUGAAAUGGUGCCACCUGUUAUAUGGACAGCUUCGAUGCGAUGCACUCUACUGAGAGCCAGCUUUCAUCACCGUUACUAAACAGCCAGUGGGUACCUUGCUUUCAGUCACUGCCAAAGUGGUGUGAAUCGCUGACACAAGGAAUUAAACAAUUACAGGUAUUGGUUUGUAACUUGUAUGCUAAUUGGGAUCCCCUACUUUCCUCUCACAGCAUCAAUGACUUUGGGGUCUAUCGUUCACUUUUUGGGGAGACCUCAGAACUCGGGUCUUGGCAGGGAAAAGAAAGACCUGGUUUUUAAUUGCAAAGCUCUGCCCGUUAGCCCACAGAGAAGCUCUGCCUAGGUGUUUGAGAGCUAAACUGCCUUGUCAUCCUUUCAGUUACAAAACAAGUAGCUUGUCCUUUGCUACCCUAUAGGCAUUACCACUUGAGAGGAGGAGCUUUGCAGCUUGCAAAGCUCCAUACAUUUAUUUUUUUUUUUUAAUCAGAACAUCAAACAAAGCUGGCUGUGAGAUUUAAGUGCCUUUGAAUAGAAGAAUGGCUGGUGGUCGAAUGGACCAGCAGUAAAACCAAGGAGUCCAGUGCUGCUAGCGUGUGUGAUAGAAGCAGAGGUGGGUUCUGGGCUCUGUCCUUGGUGUGCAGCCCACAUCUGUACCUAUGCAAAUUUGAAGGUGGCCUUGGCUUAAAGGUUGACUCUACAGUCUCUGUACGUCUCCUAGGCUUGAAAAGAUGUGGGUGCUGUAGUUCCUUGUCCACUCCCUGGGGCCUUCUGUACCUGACAACGGUGAGCAAAAGCCUUUGAAUCGUGCGGUUCACCUGACCCGUUUCAGUCCUCCUUGGACUCGAUGUUCUUGUAAAGUACUUGUUUUAAAAAAAGAGAAGAAAAAUCUAUGGUAUUUUUGUAAAUAAUGGACAUUGGAAAUGCUUAAUCAUGACGACACUGACUAGAUGAUUGCAUGUAGCCUGUUUAAUGUGAUUUUCAUAUCAUUUAAAGCUGCUUCCAACCUCACCUGUUUCUUUUGGGCGUCUGUUUUGGUUUGGACCUUUGGCAGGCUCGGAGAGAGGUUCUGGAAAUUUGGGGGGGUCACUGAGACUCUGGUGGCUUUGAGUGUCUUUUUGGCUUUGUUUUUAAAGCACUUGAAUGUAACAUUUUUAAAAGCUUCUCUCAAUCAUGGGAGGAGCUGAUCUGGGUUGGGGCAAGGUCUCCUGGGAAAGAGAGCUUGAUUUGUACAUAUGUAACUUUGCGUGCUGUAUUUACUUGCUGGGCCCUGCCGGCUUCUCGCUUCUGAACUGAUUUGUCAAGAGGUCGCUGGACAAGUUUCCAUUUUUAAAGUGCUCAUGUAAAUGGCACGGACGAGCCCAGCAGUUUUGUGUGGGUGGAACAUCUUGGAUAACGCCUGAAGACGUGACUUGGGGAAAAGCUGCCGGAAGUGGCUACAUGGAUGCAAUAACAGCUUUUCUUUUCACAUGUCUCUACAGUCACUUUUCUAGCCUUUGUCCUCAGAGUGCCUUCAAAUGUAUGUGGAUUAGCUUUGUAAAAAAAAAAACUGAGUCAGUCCCCAAAA